AUGGGGCUGGAGCUGCUGAAGAAGUAUUACUUGGGCACCCCUGUAUCCCCAGUGCCCCUCAAGGUGGUUCUGGCCCUGGAGCAGUUGAGCAAGCUGAAGCCCUCUUUAGCAACCAAGGACAUGUGUGACAUCCUGAUUCUGUGCUGCAAGACUGUUGUGUUGCACCCUUCAGCGGAGAUGAUGCUGAAGAUCAGGAAGUCACAGCAAGCAGCUCAGUACCUGCAGCUUCUGCAGACAUCACUGAAAGCUCUGGGCCGGCUCAUGGUGGUCCUGCUCGACACAGAGACCAGUGGCUUCUUCCAGAACAUAGUCCAUAGAUCAAUGUCAUCAGACAACAUGUGGGAGCGCAAGAGGGCCCUGCAGAUCUGCUCCCAGCUGCUGGCUGCCUGUGAAGAGCUUCGAAGAGGAGAUGCCUGCAAGCACUUUGGCUCCUUGGUGGGAUUGCUGGCGCCUCUGACGUGUGACCCCAUGCCCACAUCCCGCCAGCUGGCUGUCACCUGCCUGAGCUCCCUUCUCCGAAUCCAAGCCAAGGCGACCAAUGGAGGCAUCGAGACGGGAGACAUCGGGAGCCUGUGUGAGGGGCUGAAUGACUGCAGCACCGUCUGUCAGCUCCGGACCUCUUCCAAAAUCGCACGGAUUGUGUACAGGAACUUCCCCCUGGAACACACCAUUGACUUCAUGAUGGCCAUCAAGGACACCUUCCAGAAGGCCAAAGGAAUGCGUGUGCGUGCUGCUGGGAGGUGGAUGAUCACCUUUCUGCACAUGUAUGGAGAGGACAUCUGUCGGGACGUGCCACUGAUCACCUACAUCCUGCGCAGCUGCAUGUCGUCCCCGCAGCGGAGCAUGUUCACGCCAUUCCUGUCCCAGGCGCUGGUCAUCCUCAUCCGCUGUCACGCAGAUGUCACUAUCAACAGCUUCUUUCCGGCUGCUUUGAGCCCACAGACAGUGAGACAUGAAGGAGAAUAAGAGAGUUUUGUCUUCACUGGUGGAUCCGGGAGAAGAGAAAAAGAGGAAAGAGAAGGAAAAGAAAAAGGAAAAAGGAACAAGGAAAAAAGGAAAGGGAGGAAAAAAAGAGAGGAGAGAAAGAGGGAGAAGGGGAGGGAGAGGUAGAGGGAGAGGGGGAGGGAAAGGGGAGUAAAAGGAGUGGGAAGGCAAAAGGGAAUGAGAAAGGGAUAUUUAAAAAGAGAGUUGAGGAAAGGGGAGUGCAGAGUUGAGGAGA
This is a messenger RNA of Gallus gallus (chicken), 1219 nucleotides long. Its product is annotated as maestro heat-like repeat-containing protein family member 2B. Bases 1 to 966 code for a protein of 321 amino acids. The transcript has 10 exons. Gene Ontology annotation, cellular component: cytoplasm. The record is from RefSeq and is a predicted model, not a curated record. Lineage: Eukaryota; Metazoa; Chordata; Aves; Galliformes; Phasianidae.